Messenger RNA from Spathaspora passalidarum NRRL Y-27907, 1107 nucleotides. RefSeq lists its product as uncharacterized. Bases 1 to 1107 code for a protein of 368 amino acids. The transcript has a single exon. NCBI's taxonomy places the organism in Eukaryota, Fungi, Ascomycota, Pichiomycetes, Serinales, Debaryomycetaceae. The record is from RefSeq and is a predicted model, not a curated record.
AUGGAUGAUGAUAUGAGAUACGACAGGCCAGAGAAAGGUAAGGAAGACUUUUCAUACUCAAAUAUCCUGGAUGAUGAAGAAGAAUUUGAUGACACAGAAAUCGAAACACCAGUUCGUCUCGUAUCGACCACUCGUCUAGAUCUUGGGCGCUUUGAUUUACCAGCACCUCAACCCCAAAGAUCUGGCACUACCAAUUAUACCAAAUUUCGAACUUUGAGGAGAAGCCCUCUUCGUAAUCCUCCUAUAGUUGCAUCGGAGUCGGCGGCUGACAAAACAUCAACCAAAACCGAUAAGCCAGCUGUUAACGGGAUUAGCAAAAUCACCCACGAGAAAGAGUUGCCCCAUUCUCCUCCCUCCAAUUUGAAAUUUAAUAAUAGUGCACUCUCACCACCAGCUGCUAAGAAGUUGGGAUUGAUAUUAGAGCCACUGGAAGAACAACGACCAAGAAAGCAAAUUCGAAAAAUGCUCGAACGGGCGUCGUCUGAUAUUACUGAAGAACCUUCAUUCCAUAAACCUGAUCCGAUACAGACAGAUGGAUCUGACAACCGCGGAACCCAGCUGCCAGGUGUGCUUGCUGAUGUAUCAAGAGAAAUCAUAAUUGAAAAAGUAAACGACACUAUUAAUUCGUUAAUGCAGAGCAAAAAUAAGAAACCACAUAUUAAAGUCAAUGCAGAUGUGAAAAUUCCACCCAUAGAAACCAAAAACGACGAGAUAUCUUCAGAGGAGGAACCAGAAUUACAAGUUCAUCAUUGGUCAGACAUGCCAGAAAUGUUGGGAGUUUCCACCCCACUUGUGGAAAGACCCUCAAGAAAAAGAAACAGAUCAUCAAUUGAAGAUCCAGUUACUACUCUUGAUACAGGCUACAAGCAUACAACAACACAUUCGAACUGGUGGCCCAGGUCUAAAUGGGACAAGUUGUUGAAAAUCGUUCUUCUGAAACAUAUUGACAGAGAAGAAGCAAUCAACAGCCCAUUAUUAAUGUCUGAAUUGGGUUGCAAGAGCAGAGUCGAGCUAGAAAACAGGUACGACUUUCUUGUACACUAUAAACUUAAAGCGUACAAUGGUCAUGGAAAUAACGGAAGAGCUAGUGGUCGUUCUCAGCAUUAG